UUUGCGUGUCCGUUUAUCUUUUGUCCGACAUGGGCAAACCCAUAAAAGGCAAAAAGAAAGCUGCAGCCGCAGCAAAGAAGAAAGAAAUGGAGGAGCUAGCGUUACAAGAACAAGCUGCUGUGGAAGACGAGUAUGAAUUCCAAAAAACUUGUUUUGAGAUUCGAAUCAAGGAAUUGACCACUCUAAAUUUAGGUCUGCAGAGAAAGUCCGAGUAUUUGGACAGUCAAAAUGAAGUCUUUAAAGUGCAACUGGAAGAUCUACGGGAGGAGAAAGAGGACUUGGUGUCUCACCUGCAACGUUCUUACAAUGCAGAGAAAACCAACGUCAAAGAACUUGAAGAUCGGUUAUAUGGAACGCAUUUGUCUAUGCUACAAGAGAGAAGUGCAUAUGAGCAAAAACUGAAGGAAAAAGACAAAUGCUUUGAAGAGAUGGAAAUAAAUCUAAACAAGAAAAUUCAGGAUUUAGACGCCAACAUAACAGCUCUGGAAGAAUUCAGAGUUCAAAAGGACAAGCUGACUUUUGAACGUGAAGAGUUGCAAAGAAUUUUGAAAGAGGAACGUGAUCGAUUUGCGAGAAAUUAUGAUGAGCUAGAAAACAAUCUCAUAAGAUAUCGCGAGCGUAUUAAAAAUGAAUCCGUUGAAAUGGUAAAAAAGAUGGCCAAUGAUGUACAACGGGCUGGAAAACUUUGUCUCACUGCCACCGUAAAGUCUGCAAUUGCUGAAAACAUACGAUUACAAGAUGAACUUGAAAAUAGUAGCCAAACUAAUCUGUCAUUGCGUGAAAAAAUCGAUACAUUCGAAAAUCAGUAUCGAAAUCAGAAAGUUGCAAUGAAGGUUUUGGAAGAAGAAAAUUCCAUACUGCAUAAAAAAUCUCUCCAGUAUCGUUUAAUGACUCAGGAACUAAUUGAUCGACAAAUAUUACUUCAAGAACAGUUGGAAUAUAGUUCAGAACUAGAGAAGGAAAUUAUUGAUCUGAAAGCUGCGCACAAAUUUUGUCCAUCUGAAGAAGAAAUUCAAACCCGUGUUAAAAUGGAAUUGGAGAAAUAUCUAGAAAACGCAGGGAGGGACUCAAAUAAUGAAUAUGAAGUUGAUGACAAGAAGCAUGCAAAAAUCUCGGAAUUACGCAGCUCUAUUUUGCAAAUAGCAAUUGCUGCGAAAACAAUUGCUCAGGUAUCGACGUCCCAAGACUUUGAUCUUUUGAAAGACGAUUUCAACCGAAAGAUGCAAAACAUUUACACGAUUGCAGACGAAAUUCCCGAGUUGUCCUCAGACAUGGCUCUUAAGCAAAUGUCGGAAAAAAUUAUACCAUAACCGUAAUGAUGUAUACAAGUAUA
Molecule: messenger RNA, 1333 nt
Organism: Folsomia candida
Lineage: Eukaryota; Metazoa; Arthropoda; Collembola; Entomobryomorpha; Isotomidae
Product: cilia- and flagella-associated protein 157
Exons: 6
Coding region: 30-1310 (426 amino acids)
Cellular component (GO): ciliary basal body; cilium
Molecular function (GO): microtubule binding
Source: RefSeq, a predicted model, not a curated record